CAGACGUGGGGAUGACAGAGACAUCUGGGGACAACAGUCUUCGUUUCGAGGUGUGGUUCAGACGCAGGACCAGUAAGAACCAGACGUAUGUUCUGCAGGCCUCCAACACAGACGUCAAACACGCCUGGACCACCGACAUCGCACGUAUCCUCUGGCAGCAGGCUACACGGAACAAAGAGAUCCGUAAUCAGGAGAUGGUUUCCAUGGGAGUGGGUAACAAGCCGUUCCUGGACAUUAAACCCAGCGACGCUGCGAUCAACGACAGGGCUAUAGACUACAUCAUGAAGGGCCGAGGCGCCAGAUCUCGAGCCUCCAUCGCUGUGUCCCUGUUCGACCACUCCAACCCCUUCAAGCGGACAGCGUCGGGUAACGGGGCCCCUGCUGCGUCUGGCUCCUGCACUCUCCUGGGGCCCCUCAACCUGCACAUGUACAGCAGCCACAGCCAGGCCCUGCUGCCCGGGGGAGAGAGGCCCUUCAUCAGCCCGUGUAUGGAGGAAGACGAGAUGGAGCACGAGACCAGCAGCCAGCCAUCCAUGAGUACAUACUGUAUAGAUCAUCCAUCCAUGACUACAGAGAGCUCAGGUUCAUCGUCCCACUGUCUGUCCGGCAGCGGUUCCAGUGGUUCAGACAGUGGCUGUGUGUCCAGCCACCUCCCUGAGGAUCCCUCGUUCCCCUGCCGUCCCCCGUCCGACGCUGUAACGUCCCCCAGCCUCCCCAAAGACAAGCCGCGUUACAACAGCCAGUACAUUUCAGCUGUCUGAUAUCCAGGAAGACACUAUUUCCACGCCAAGGAAGACAGACGAGACAAAUAUGUAUUUAUUUUCUCGCGUUGCCAGCAGCAACUCUCAUCUCACAUGGACACUGAAAAGACCUGGGACUGUUUU
Molecule: messenger RNA, 884 nt
Organism: Salmo salar (Atlantic salmon)
Lineage: Eukaryota; Metazoa; Chordata; Actinopteri; Salmoniformes; Salmonidae
Source: RefSeq, a predicted model, not a curated record